UAGAGAGAGAAGAAUUGCGAGGAGAGAGAAAAUGCCUACUCUCUCUCUCUCUUUCUCUCUAUCUCAUCUGUGAGUUUGCAUAGUGCAUCUAGUAGGCUAUGGCUGACAUUAGUACUGUAGUACCGUAGCUGGUUGCUGGUGAUGGUGCUGCUGUGUUCUCUCGUCUCUCACUCACUCACACAACCUAGCUAGCAGCAGCGGCAUACUUGUGUAUUUUUGGCAGAUGAUGUCCUGUCAAGGAAGCUGCGAGCCCAGAUGCUGCCGCUGGACGUGCGCCCUCAUCAUCCCUAUUAAACCCACCCAGCGAUGCGCGCCCUCCUGCUCCUCCGUAUCCGUCUUCUCCUCCACCUCCGGCCGCUCCUAGUACGCGGCGGCCGACGAAGAGAAAGAAAUGAUCGGCUCACUCCACUCCUCCUCGUCCUCCGACACCGACAGCAACAGGAACAACAGCGGCGGCGAGGGGGAGGCUUCUUUGCAUGGUGGCUUCGGGCGCACGGUCUCCGCGGCGGUGCCGUCCACGCGUGACCUCGUGCUAGCCUGCGCCGACCUGAUGCAGCGCGGGGACCUCGCCGCCGCGCGCCGUGCCGCGGAGAUUCUCCUCUCCGCUGCGUCCCCGCGAGGCGACGCCACCGACCGUCUCGCCUACCACUUCGCCCGCGCGCUCGUGCUCCGCGUGGACGCCAAGGCCGGGCUGCCCUUCUCUCCGAGGUCGCCUACCGGGGCGGCGCCGGCGCCGUCCGGUGCUUACCUGGCGUUCAACCAGAUCGCGCCGUUCCUGCGGUUCGCGCACCUGACGGCCAACCAGGCCAUCCUGGAGGCCGUCGACGGCGCGCGCCGCGUCCACAUCCUCGACCUCGACGCCGCGCACGGCGUGCAGUGGCCACCACUCCUCCAGGCGAUCGCCGAGAACGCAGACCCGGCGCUGGGCCCGCCCGAGGUCCGCAUCACCGGCGCCGGCGCCGACCACGACACGCUCCUCCGCACCGGCAACCGCCUCCGUGCCUUUGCCCGCUCCAUCCGACUCCCCUUCCACUUCACUCCGCUACUCCUCUCCUGCGCAAGCAGCACGCACCACGUCGCCGGCUCCAGCACCACUCCGAGCGCCACCGUAACGAGCCUGGAACUGCACGCCGACGAGACACUGGCCGUGAACUGCGUGCUGUUCCUGCACAAGCUCGGCGGGCAGGACGAGCUCGCGGCUUUCUUGAAGUGGGUCAAAGCCAUGGCCCCCGCCGUGGUGACCGUCUCCGAGAGGGAGGCGAGCGGCGGAGGGAUCGACCCCAUGGAGGAGCUCCCGCGCCGGGUCGGGGUGGCCAUGGAUCACUACUCGGCGGUGUUUGAGGCCCUGGAGGCGACGGUGCCGCCAGGGAGCCGGGAGAGGUUGGCGGUGGAACAGGAGGUGCUGGGCAGGGAGAUUGAGGCCGCAGUGGGGAGCACCGGCGGGAGGUGGUGGCGAGGACUCGAAAGGUGGGCCACCGCCGCACGCGUCGCCGGGUUCGCCGCGCGGCCUCUCAGCGCGUUUGCCGUGUCGCAGGCGCGGCUGCUGCUGCGGUUGCACUACCCGUCGGAGGGCUACCUCGUGCAGGAGGCGCGCGGCGCAUGCUUCCUCGGGUGGCAGACGCGGCCUCUGCUGUCCGUGUCGUCGUGGCACUAGCUGCAAUUGGCGCUGACGCCUCCUACUCUCGAUCUGUGCAUGCAUGCCGGCCGGCAACGACAUUCUCCGGUGGCCUAGGGUUUGCUUGCUCACCGCCAUAUAUAUAUAGAGCUUAUAUUAUAUAUGAACAUGAUCGAUGUGCAUUGGUGCAAUAAUAUUCGCUGCUUAAUUAGUAUAAGAUCUCGUGUUGAUUUUGGAGGAUGAAAUAGUUGUGGGUGCUCAAGGAGGAAGAAACCCUAACCCUAGAUAUAUCCGUGAUGUCAGUCUUUCAUUUCCUGCACCUGCGCGCGGAGCUAGUUGGUUAAUUGUUGUUGCUUGA
Molecule: messenger RNA, 1973 nt
Organism: Lolium perenne
Lineage: Eukaryota; Viridiplantae; Streptophyta; Magnoliopsida; Poales; Poaceae
Product: protein MONOCULM 1
Source: RefSeq, a predicted model, not a curated record